Humulus lupulus (European hop) is the source of this 2041-nucleotide messenger RNA. RefSeq names its product probable 26S proteasome non-ATPase regulatory subunit 3. Gene Ontology annotation, biological process: ubiquitin-dependent protein catabolic process; regulation of protein catabolic process. The coding region runs from base 219 to 1682 and encodes 487 amino acids. NCBI's taxonomy places the organism in Eukaryota, Viridiplantae, Streptophyta, Magnoliopsida, Rosales, Cannabaceae. Gene Ontology annotation, cellular component: proteasome complex; proteasome regulatory particle, lid subcomplex. Gene Ontology annotation, molecular function: enzyme regulator activity. The record is from RefSeq and is a predicted model, not a curated record. The transcript is spliced from 9 exons.
GCUCUAGAAAAGAGAAAAUUGCAAUUUCUAAUAUUUAAGAGGGCCAACGACGUCGUUUGGGCUUAUUGGGGGAUUGCUUCUUUCAACUCACUAUCUGGAUGCUCUCUCCUUCUUCAUCUUCCUUUCUACCAGUUUAGACUUGCAGUGUACGAAAAUUGGGCGAAACCCUAAAGCUUUUCUUCGAUCAACACAAGCUCCACCAUAUCUGUCUCUGCAAUAUGACUCAAGACGUGGAGAUGAAAGAGCUCCAGGCUCCUUCCAAUUCGGUCCCUUCCCCUACUCCUUCAACUCUGCAACAUUUGAAGGAGAUUGCAUCGCUUAUUGAGACUGGUGCGUAUGCACGAGAGGUUCGGAGAAUUGUGCGUGUUGUUCGCCUAACCAUGGCCUUGAGGCGGAAGCUGAAGGCAUCGGUGCUCUCUGCGUUCCUCAAUUUUGCUCUUGCUCCAGGAUCGGAGGUGCACACUCGUUUAUCUUCGUAUAUCCCAAAGGAGGAUGAGCAUGACAUGGAUGUUGAUACUGCAACAUCUGCAACUCAAGCUCCAGUAAAGCACUCAAUACCGGAGCUAGAAAUUUACUGCUAUUUGCUUGUGCUAAUUUUUCUGAUUGAUCAGAAGAAAUACAAUGAGGCCAAAGCUUGUGCCUCAGCAAGCAUUGCUCGACUGAAGAACUUGAACAGGAGGACUGUUGAUGUUCUAGCAUCAAGACUAUAUUUUUAUUAUUCUCUUAGUUAUGAACUCACUGGUGAUCUUGCUGAAAUUAGGGGAAACCUUCUUGCUCUCCAUCGUAUUGCAACACUACGCCAUGAUGAGUUGGGUCAGGAAACGCUUCUUAACCUGUUACUUCGAAAUUACCUCCAUUACAAUCUAUAUGAUCAGGCAGAGAAGCUGAGGUCUAAGGCUCCCCGGUUUGAAGCUCACUCAAACCAGCAGUUUUGUAGGUACCUCUUUUACUUAGGAAAGAUCAGAACGAUUCAGUUGGAGUAUACCGAUGCAAAAGAGUCCCUCCUGCAAGCAGCUAGGAAAGCUCCUGUUGCAGCCCUUGGUUUUCGAGUUCAGUGUAACAAGUGGGCUAUCAUUGUCCGCUUACUGUUGGGGGAAAUACCCGAGAGGACAGUUUUUAUGCAAAAAGGGAUGGAGAAGGCUUUGAGGCCAUAUUUUGAACUAACAAAUGCUGUCCGAAUUGGAGAUUUGGAGCUUUUCAGAAGUGUUGCUGAGAAGUUUUCUAGCACUUUCAAUACAGACAGGACCCACAAUUUGAUUGUUAGGUUGCGCCAUAAUGUCAUUAGAACUGGGCUGCGUAACAUUAGCAUCUCUUAUUCUCGGAUUUCUCUUGUUGAUGUUGCCAAGAAGCUGAGAUUGGACUCUCCAAAUCCAGUUGCUGAUGCAGAGAGUAUCGUAGCCAAGGCAAUCCGAGAUGGCGCUAUUGAUGCUACUCUGGAUCAUGGAAAUGGAUGGAUGGUGUCAAAGGAAACCGGAGAUAUCUACUCUACAAAUGAGCCUCAAAGUGCAUUUGACACUAGAAUUGCUUUUUGCCUCAACUUGCAUAAUGAAGCAGUGCGUGCGCUCCGAUUUCCACCAAAUUCCCACAAAGAAAAAGAAAGUGCUGAGAAGAGGAGGGAAAGACAGCAGCAGGAACAAGAGCUUGCUAAACAUAUAGCUGAGGAGGAUGAUGAUGACUUUUGAUUUGAUUCUCUCUGUUGGAGUUACCUGCAAGAAUUGCCUUGUUUUCUUGAGAUGAGAUGACUUGCAUUUGGUUUCGAAUUGUUUCAUGCAAUGUUAUAGAUUAAAUUUAAUUUUGAGACUGCUUUAUCUUAUUUUACUUUCUUUUUCCAGUUCUCCUGAAUUCGAAGUCCCUUAAUCCUCUGUUUUAGAGGUUGGAGAUACUGAAUAUUAUACAUCUUCUCUCCACAAAAUUUCAAGUUUUGCAUUUGUAGUAGAUAAACAACUCUCUACAGUGCGAUUGGAUUUCUGGAUUUCUUCCUUUUAAAGCUGUAGAAUAUGGGGCUAUUUGAUGCACAGUUUCAACUUUCAUCUUUGCGGUU